GAGCACCGGACUGGACCAGCCUGGAUCGGAUCCUUCAGUCGGAUGUGAGUCGCCGGCAGCAGGAUGGUCGGGACCAGGACGCCGUGACCAGCUCUGGACUUAACCCGACACGCAUGGAUGUCUGCGCGGGGCCGCGCACCGCCCUGACCCGCCCGCAGCACCGCGACAGGCUGCCUUUGCCCUGACAAAGCCGCUCAAGAUGAACAUGGUGAAAAGGAUCAUGGGGCGGCCGAGGCAGGAGGAGUGCAGCCCCCAGGACAACGCCCUCGGCCUGAUGCACCUGCGGCGCCUCUUCUCAGAGCUGUGCCACCCUCCUCGCCACAUGACCCAGAAGGAGCAGGAGGAGAAGCUCUACAUGAUGCUUCCGGUGUUUAACAGGGUGUUUGGGAAUGCUCCGCCCAGCAGCAUGAUGGAGAAGUUCGCCGACCUGCUGCAGUUCACCACCCAGGUGUCGCGGCUCAUGGUGACGGAGAUCAGGCGGAGAGCCUCCAAUAAGUCCACAGAGGCGGCCAGCCGAGCCAUCGUCCAGUUCCUGGAGGUGAAUCAGAGCGAGGAGGCGAGUCGCGGCUGGAUGCUUCUGACCACCAUUAACCUCCUGGCUUCUUCCGGACAGAAAACGGUGGACUGCAUGACCACCAUGUCCGUUCCCUCCACGCUGGUCAAAUGCCUCUACCUGUUCUUCGACCUGCCCCACAUGGCCGAGGCCCCCGGAGGCCCCGCCCCACAGCCGCCACCCCCGCCGCCACCGCCCAACCAGGAGAAGACCCCAGGCCAAGGACACCCCCAGCCGGAGCUGCCCCCGGCCGACCGCAGGGCGCUGCUCCAGAAAGUGUUUGUCCAGAUCCUGGUGAAGCUCUGCACCUUUGUGUCUCCGGCGGAGGAGCUGGCCCAGAAGGACGACCUGCAGCUGCUGUUCAGUGCCAUCACGUCCUGGUGCCCCCCCCACAACCUGCCCUGGAGGAGGAGCGCGGGGGAGGUGCUCACCACCAUCUCCAGACACGGCCUCAGCGUCAACGUGGUCAAAUACAUACACGAGAAGGAAUGCCUGGGCUCAUGUGUGCAAAACAUGCAGCAGUCGGACGAUCUGUCCCCGCUGGAGAUCGUGGAGAUGUUCGCCGGCCUCUCCUGCUUCCUCAAGGACUCCAGCGACGUGUCGCAGACCCUCCUGGACGAUUUCCGGAUGUGCCAGGGUUACUCCUUCCUCUGUGACCUCAUGCUCAGACUUGAACAGGCCAAAGAGGACGAACCAAAAGAUGCACUGAAGGACCUGGUAAACCUGGUCACCUGUCUGUCCACGUACGGGGUAACGGAGCUGAAGCCUGCCGGCCUGACGACCGGGGCCCCGUUCCUGCUCCCGGGGUUCGUCCUCCCACAACCAACAGGAAAAGGUCACACGGUGCGUAACAUUCAGGCCUUCGCAGUUCUCCAGAAUGCCUUCCUGCGAGCCAAAACGAGUCGUUUGGCCUGCAUGCUGCUGGACGCCAUCGGGAACAUCUACGCGGCGGAGCCGGCCAACUAUUUCAUCCUGGAGUCGCAGCACACCCUGUCGCAGUUCGCGGAUCGUGUGGCCAAACUGCCCGAGGCCCAAGUCAAGUACUUUGAGCUGCUGGAGUUCGUCGUCUUCAGCCUCAACUACGUGCCCUGUAAGGAGCUCUUCAGCGUCAGCGUCCUGCUCAAAUCCAGCACCUCUCAUGCCUGCAGCAGCACCGCCGUGCGGACGCUGCUGAAGCUGUCCAGGCACGACCCAGUGUUCAGCGACGUGCUGCGGGAGGUCGGCCUGUUGGAGGUGCUGGUCAACCUGCUGCACAAAUACGCUGCCUUGCUCAAAGACCCGGCAUCACAACAGCAACCACACAGUAACGACCAAGCUGACUGCAAAAACAACACGGUGGCGGAGGAGCAGAAGCAGUUGGCCUGGUUGGUGAUGGAGACGCUGACGGUGCUCCUGCAGGGCUCCAACACCACCAACACGAAUGCAGCUCUGUUCAGAGAGUUCGGUGGCGCUCGCUGCGUCCACAACAUCGUGAAGUACCGUCAGUGUCGCGAGCACGCCCUUCUCAUCAUCCAGCAGCUGGUCCUGUCGCCAAGCGGGGACGACGACAUGGGAACGCUGCUGGGCCUCAUGCACUCGGCUCCGUCCAGUGAACUGCAGCUGAAGACGGACAUAUUGAGGGCUCUGCUGGCAGUGCUGCGGGAGAGUCACCGCACUCGGACGGUGUUUCGGAAGGUGGGCGGCUUCGUCUACAUCACCUCCCUCCUGGUGGCCAUGGAGCGCUCGCUGUGCCAGCCGCCGCAGCACGGGUGGGAGCGGGUCAACCAGAACCAGGUCUUCGAGCUCCUGCACACAGUUUUCUCCACGCUCACGGCCGCCAUGCGCUACGAGCCAGCCAACUCGCACUUCUUCAGAACAGAGAUCCAGUACGAAAAGCUGGCGGACGCUGUGAGGCUGCUGGGUUGUUUCUCAGACACGAAGAAGCUGAGUCCCACGGGGGUGUUCCCCUCCAACGCUCAGCCUUUCCAGAGGCUGCUGGAGGACGAGGCUGCCCCCGGAGGCUGCGCGGGAGACAGCGUCUGCCCCACUCUCAAGCACUGCAGCAAGCUCUUCAUUUACCUGUACAAGAUGGCCACAGACUCCUAUGACAGUCGUGCAGAGCACCUCCCUCCCUGCCUGACUCACGAGACCUCGCUGCCCUCCCCCUGGGGGACGCCGGCGCUCGCCAGGAAGAGACAAGGCUACUACGGUACGUCGGGCCCCCCCGCCCCAGUCAAAGCCCUCACGGACCUCAAGCUGCAACUGGCCAACGCCUCCCUACCCUCCUCCUCCUCCUCGUCUUCAUCCGACAUGGUGGUCAUCCACCCGGGAGCCGUCCUGGCCAUGCUGGACCUGCUUCCCUCCGUGUCCUCCGACAGCCAGCCCGAGCACGCUCUGGAUCUCCAGCUGGCCGUGGCCAACAUCCUGCAGCUCCUGGUGAACAGCGACAGGAACCAGCAGGUUCUGUGUGAAGCCUUCCUGCACCAGCGGCUGCUGCUGCGCUGCGGUCAGGCCCUGGCGGACGAAGACCACCCGCUCCACCCGCCGCUGCAGAGGAUGUUCGAGAGGCUGGCCUCGCAGGCCCUGCAGCCCAUGGCCCUCAGGGAAUUCCUGCGCCUCGGAAACCCUCUGAACUGCGGCGCCUGGGACAAGAAGCUCCUGAAGCAGUACCGCGUCCACAAACCGAGCUCUCUGGGCUACGACGCAGACAUGAGAAACAGCAUGACCAUGUCCACCGAAGGCUUCGGCCCAGACAGCGUCUUCACCACGCCGGCCGAGGACAACGGCCAGUACCGAAUCAGCCGCAGCCUGGUGCGCUCCGCCGAGGGCAGCACCGUGCCCCUCACCCGAGUCAAGUGCCUGGUGUCCAUGACGACGCCCCAUGACAUCCGCCUGCACGGAUCCGCCGAUACUCCUGCUUUCGUGGAGUUCGACACCUCGCUGGAGGGUUUCGGGUGUCUGUUCCUGCCCAGCCUGGCCCCCCACAACGCCCCGACCAACAACACCAACGCCUCCGGGGUCAGCGACGGAGCCGUCCUGAGCGGGAUGGGGACAGGCGAGCGCUUGUUCCCGCCUCCGUCAGGCCUGAGCUACUCCACCUGGUUCUGCGUGGAGCGCUUCAGCUCGGCUCCCCAGGCCCACCCGGUGCGGCUGCUGACGGUCGUGCGUCGGGCCACGUCCUCGGAGCAGCACUUCGUCUGCCUGGCGGUGGUCCUGUCGGCCAAAGACCGCUCGCUCACCGUCUCCACCAAGGAGGAGCUCCUGCAGACCUACUCAGCGGAUGAGUCCAGCGAGGAAGCCUCCUUCUACGAGAUCCUGCCCUGCUGCGCCCGUUUCCGCUGUGGCGAGCUGAUCGUGGAGGGCCAGUGGCACCACCUGGUGCUGGUCAUGAGCAAAGGCAUGCUGAAGAACAGCAUGGCCACGCUGUACCUGGACGGUCAGCUCGUCAGCACCGUCAAGCUCCACUACAUCCACAGCGCCCCCGGAGGCUCCGGCUCCACCAACCCUCCCGUGGUGAGCACCGUGUACGGGUACGUGGGGACGCCACCCGCCCAGCGCCAAAUCUCCAACCUGGUGUGGCGUCUGGGACCCAGCAACUUCCUGGAGGAGGUGUUACCCGCCAGCAGCGUCGCCGCCAUCUUUGAGCUCGGUCCCAGCUACGCAGGAAGCUUUCAGGCCGUCUACUUGCCCUGUAAAGACUCCAAGACGGAGGUGGCUCCAGCCACGCCGGUGGCGUUGGUCCCAGAGGAGAAGGUUUCCGUCAGCCUCCACGCACUCUCCGUCUCCACGCUGACCGUGGCCAAAAUCAGGAAGGUCUACAACAAGCUGGACAGCAAAGCCAUCGCCAAACAGCUCGCCGUGUCCUCUCAUGAGAACGCCACUCCGGUCAAGCUGAUCCAUAACGCCGCCGGCCACCUGAACGGGCCGGCGCGGACCAUCGGAGCUGCUGUCGUUGGAUAUUUAGGGGUCCGUGCCUUCGUGCCCAAACCCGUUGCCACCAACCUGCAGUACGUGGGGGGCGCUGCUGCCAUCUUGGGCCUGGUUGCCAUGGCGUCAGACGUGGAGGGCCUCUAUGCGGCUGUCAAAGCUUUAGUGUGUGUGGUGAAGAGCAACCCGCUGGCCAGUAAGGAGAUGGAGCGCAUCAAAGGCUACCAGCUGCUGGCUAUGCUGCUGAAGAAGAAGCGCUCGCUGCUCAACAGCCACAUCCUCCACCUGACCUUCUCUCUGGUGGGGACGGUCGACAGCGGCCACGAGACCUCCAUCAUCCCCAACUCUACGGCCUUCCAGGACCUGCUGUGCGACUUUGAGGUCUGGCUCCACGCCCCGUACGAGCUCCACCUGUCUCUGUUUGAACAUUUCAUUGAGCUGCUGACAGAAUCCAGCGAAGCGGCGAAGAACGCCAAACUGUUGAGGGAUUUCCAGCUCAUCCCGAAGCUGCUGCUGACGCUGAGGGACACCUCGCUGUCGCAGCCCACUGUUGCCGCCAUCUGCAGCGUGCUCAGUCUGCUGCUGCAGGGCUUCCCCAACCCGUACGACCUGCUGCGGUUCGGCCAGUUCAUCUCCUCUACUCUGCCCACGUUUGCCGUUUGCGAGAAGUUUGUCGUCAUGGAAAUCAACAACGAGGAGAAGAUUGAUGGAGGUAAUGACGAGGACUUCGGCGGCCUGCUGUCUGCCAGCCUGAUCCUGCUGAGGAACCGACUCCUGGACAACCUGCUCCGGCUGCUCUUCACCACCAAGGAGAAGUGCUCCGUCAACGCCCAGGCGUGUGAGGAGCUGGUCCGGACGCUCGGCUUCGACUGGCUCCUGAUGUUCAUGGAGGAACAUCUCCACUCCAGCACGGUGACGGUGGCGCUGUGGAUCCUGGUGGUGCUGCUGUCCAACCAGCCCAUCCUCAACCGCUUCAAGGAGGGCCUGUGCGGAGGAGGCUGGCUGGAUCACACAGACUCUGUCCUGACCAAUAAGAUCGGCACCGUCCUGGGUUUCAACGUGGGUCGCAGCGCCGGCGGGCGCUCAACCGUCCGAGAGAUCAACCGCGACGCCUGCCACUUCCCAGGGUUCCCGGUCCUGCAGACGCUGCUGCCCAAGCACACCAACGUGCCGGAGCUGUACUUCCUGCUCAUGGCCCUGUUCCUGCAGCAGCCCGUCACCGAGCUGCCGGACAGCCUGCAGGUACAUUUUGACCUGGACUCCAUCUGGACGUUCAUCUUCGGCGUGCCGGCCUCCAGCGGGACGGUGGUGGGCUCCAUCCACAGCGUCUGCACCGAGGCUGCCUUCCUGCUGCUGGCCAUGCUGCGCAGCAUGCUCAAUCUGCCGUGGCAGUCGGAGGAGGAAGGUUCCUGGCUCAGGGAGUACCCGGUCACUCUCAUGCAGUUCUUUAGGUACCUGUACCACAAUGUGUCGGACCUCACGCCGAUGUGGCACAGCCCCGAGUUCCUCUGUGCCCUGGCGGCCACCGUCUUCCCCUUCAACAUCAGGCCGUACUCUGAGAUGGUGACUGAUUUGGACGACGAGGCGGGUUCCCCCACCGAAGAGUUCAAGGCCUUCGCCGGCGACUCAGGCAUGAACCGCAGCCAGUCCGAGUACUGCAACGUGGGCUCCAAGACGUCGCUGACCAACCACCCGGCCAAGAAGUACGUCUUUGACUUCAUGAGGGUGCUGAUCAUGGAGAACAUGUGCAUGACGCCGGCCAGCAAGCAGACGCCCAUCAUCGACAUGCUGCUGGAGGCCUCCCCCGAGCGCUCCACCAGAACUCAGCAGAAGGAGUUUCAGUCCAGCAUCCUGGACGGUGUCAUGGAGCAUCUUCUGGCAGCCGACGUCCUGUUAGGUGAGGACGCCUCUCUGCCGCUCAGCACCGGCGGCAGCUACCAGAUUCUGGUCAACAACGUCUUCUACUUCACCCAGCGGGUGGUGGACAAGCUCUGGCAGGGCAUGUUCAACAAGGACUCCAAGCUGGUGGUGGACUUCAUCGUGCAGCUCAUAGGACAGUCCAAGCGGCGCUCUCAGGGAAUCUCCCUGGACACCAUCUACCACUGCCUGAACCGGACCGUGCUCUACCAGCUCUGUCGACCCCACAAGACGGUGGCGCAGCAGGUGGCCCUGCUGGACGCCCUGCGGGUCCUGACCGUCAACCGCAACCUGGUGCUGGGGCCGGGCAACCACGACCAGGACUUCGUGGCGUGCCUGGCCCACUGCUUCAUCUGCCUGCACAGCGGGAGCAGCGUGGAGGGUUUCGGCCUGGAGGCGGAGGCCAGGAUGACGACGUGGCACGUCAUGAUGCCCGCGGAGAACGAGGCCGACGCCACGCACAGCCACGACGUCAGCGAGGGGCGGCAGCUGCUGCUGAAGGCGGUGAACCGCGUGUGGACGGAGCUGAUGCACAGCAAACGGCAGAUGCUGGAGGACAUCUUCAAGGUGUCUCUGCCCUGCAACGACCGGGGCCACGUGGACAUCGCCACGGCCCGGCCCGCUCUGGAGGAGCCGGCCCUGAAGAGCUGGCAGAGCCACCUGGUUCACGAGAAGAAGUGCAUCAGCCGCGGCGAGACGGUGGCGCCGGCGGCCCAGUCCAAGCUGUCCCGGGUCAGCAGUGGCUUCGGCCUGUCCAAGCUGACGGGCGUGCGCCGCAACAGGAAGGACACCAGCCUGAACAAGAACAGCCCGUCUGCACAGGAGACGUUCCAGUGGAUGUUCACGCACAUCGCCGUUGUCCGGGACCUGGUGGCCAUGCAGUACAAGGAGUAUCAGGAGCGGCAGCAGAACGCCCUCAAGUACGUGACGGAGGAGUGGGCGUCUAUCGAGUACGAGCUGCUGCGCGAGCGCGGCCUCUGGGGCCCCCCCAUCGGCUCCCACCUGGACAAGUUCGUGCUGGAGAUGACGGAGGGGCCGUGCCGCAUGAGGAAGAAGAUGGUCCGCAACGACAUGUUCUACAUCCACUACCCGUACAUCCCCGAGACGGAGCCCAGCACCAACCCGGCGCAGAAGCCUCUGCGCUACCGCCGCGCCAUCAGCUACGACAGCAAGGAGUACUACAUGCGCUUGCUGUCCGGGAAUCCCGGCAUGUACCAGCACUCGGUGGAGCACAACACGGAGGGCGAGACCACGCAGCACGAGCCCGAGCACGGGGAGGACACCAUUGCUCGGGUCAAAGGCCUGGUGAAGGCUCCUCUCAAGAGGUCCCGGUCCACGGCGGACGGUGCAGACGAGGACAGCCAGGAGCAGCUUCAGGAGCAGCUGCUGGACUCGGGAGGCCCUGAAGAGGAGCAGAGGACGGACAACACGUCGCUGCUGCGCCUCCUGGAGGAGGGCGAGAAGAUCCAGCACAUGUACCGCUGCGCCCGCGUGCAGGGUCUGGACACCAGCGAGGGCCUGCUGCUGUUCGGGAAGGAGCACUUCUACGUCAUCGACGGCUACACCAUGACCGUGUCCAGGGAGAUCAGGGACAUCGACACGCUGCCGCCCACUCUGCACGAGGCCAUUAUCCCGAGAGGAGCGAGGCAAGGCCAGAGCCAGCUGAAGAGAACCUGCAGCAUCUUCGCCUACGAGGACAUCAAGGAGGUCCACAAGAGGCGCUACCUGCUGCAGCCGAUGGCCGUUGAAGUCUUCUCCGCCGACGGCAGGAACUACCUGCUGGCCUUUCAGAAGGGCGUCAGGAACAAAGUCUACCAGAGGUUCCUGGCGGUGGUGCCGUCGCUGGCCGACAGCUCGGAGUCCGUCUCAGGACAGAGGCCCAACACCAGCGUGGAACAAGGAUCUGGACUCCUCAGCACGCUGGUUGGCGAGAAGUCAGUGACUCAGAGGUGGGAGCGAGGAGAGAUCAGUAACUUUCAGUACCUGAUGCAUCUGAACACGCUGGCGGGCCGCUCGUACAACGACCUCAUGCAGUAUCCCGUCUUCCCCUGGAUCCUGGCCGACUACGACGCCGAGGAGCUGGACCUGAACAACCCCAAGACCUUCCGUAACCUCGCCAAGCCGAUGGGCGCCCAGACCGACGACCGGCUGACGCAGUACAAGAAGAGAUACAAGGACUGGGAAGACCCCACCGGUGAAACUCCGGCGUACCACUACGGCACUCACUACUCGUCGGCCAUGAUCGUGGCCUCCUACCUGGUCCGGAUGGAGCCCUUCACGCAGAUCUUCCUCAGACUGCAGGGGGGGCACUUCGACCUGGCCGACCGCAUGUUCCACAGCAUUCGCGAAGCCUGGAACUCCGCCUCCAAACACAACAUGGCUGACGUCAAGGAGCUGAUCCCGGAGUUCUUCUACCUGCCGGAGUUCCUGCUCAACGCCAACAACUUCGACCUGGGCGCCAAGCAGAACGGCACCAAGUUGGCGGACGUGAUCCUCCCCCCCUGGGCCAAGGGCGACCCCAGAGAGUUCAUCAGAGUCCACCGAGAGGCGCUGGAGUGCGACUACGUGUCCGCCCACCUCCACGAAUGGAUCGACCUGAUCUUCGGCUACAAGCAGCAGGGCCCCCCCGCCGUGGAGGCGGUCAACGUCUUCCACCACCUGUUCUACGAGGGUCAGGUGGACAUCUACAACAUCAACGACCCGCUCAAGGAGACGGCCACCAUUGGCUUCAUCAACAACUUCGGACAAAUCCCCAAACAGCUGUUUAAGAAGCCCCACCCCCCCAAACGGGUACGCAGCAAAGCCAACGGCGAAGUCGUCAGUGUUCCUCCAAACUCCAACAGCGACAAGAUCUUCUUCCAUCAUCUGGACAAUCUCAGACCUUCGCUCGCGCCCGUCAAAGAACUGAAGGAGCCUGUGGGACAGAUCGUCUGCACCGACAAGGGCAUCCUCGCAGUGGAGCAGAACAAAGUCCUGGUCCCUCCCACCUGGAGCAGGACCUUCGCCUGGGGCUACGCCGACCUCAGCUGUCGCCUGGCCAACUACGACUCCGACAAGGCGCUGGUGGUGUACGAGUGUCUGUCGGAGUGGGGUCAGAUCCUCUGUGCCAUAUGUCCCAACCCGAAGCUCAUCAUCACCGGUGGAACCAGCACCUCCAUCUGCGUGUGGGAGACGGGAACCUCCAAGGAGAGGGUCAAGUCGCUGGCGCUCAAACAGGCGCUGCUGGGCCACACGGACGCCGUCACAUGCCUGACGGCGUCGUCAGCCUACCACAUAGUCGUGAGCGGCUCCCGGGAUCGGACCUGCAUCAUCUGGGACCUCAACAAGCUUUCCUUCGUCACGCAGCUCAGGGGCCACCGGGCUCCCAUCUCCGCUCUGUGCAUCAACGAACUGACGGGGGACAUCGUGUCGUGCGCGGGGACAUACAUCCACGUGUGGAGCAUCAAUGGCAGCCCCAUCGCCAGCGCCAACACCUUCACCGGCCGCAGCCAGCAGAUCCUCUGCUGCUGCGUGUCGGAGAUGAACGAGUGGGACACGCAGAACGUCAUCGUCACCGGCCACUCGGACGGCGUUGUCAGGUUUUGGAGGAUGGAGUUCCUCCAGGUCCCAGAAACCCCUGCUCCGGAGCCGCUCGAGCCCGACGUGUCCGACUGCUGUGGCGACGAGAAGAUCGAGGGCGGCGAGAGUCACAACGGCGAUGACGACAGCAGCGAGUCCGAAGGAGACGACCCCAGCCUGAGUCAGGAACCCCGACGGCCGCGCAACCCCUCGACCGGCGGGGGCAGCCAGCCGGGCAGCGCCGUCCACAGACCCAGAGGUCCUCCAGCCCGAGCGGGAGCGUCCUGGUCGAUGGACAGCGGCUCUGACGAUUCCCACCGCUGGUCCGACACCCUCAGCAUCGACGAGAAGGAUGGUUUCGUGUUCGUCAACUACUCCGAGGGCCAGACCAGGGCCGGCCACCUCCACCCGGUCCACGCAGGCCCGGGCUCUGCGUCCCAGCACCUGCAUCCUUCCGUCAUGGAGGCCCGCACCUACAACCAGCUGAGGGCCGGCCACAGAUGGGAGCGCCAGCUGGUCUUCCGGAGCAAGCUCACCAUGCACACGGCGUUUGACCGCAAGGACAACGCUCACCCCGCUGAGAUCACGUCCCUCGCCAUCUCCAAGGACCACAGCAAGAUCCUGGUGGGCGACGGGCGCGGCAGAGUGUUCAGCUGGUCGGUGAGCGACCAGCCGGGCCGCUCGGCGGCCGACCACUGGGUGAAGGACGAGCUGGUGGACAGCUGCUCCGGCUGCACGGUCCGCUUCUCGCUCACGGAGCGACGCCACCACUGCAGGAACUGCGGGCAGCUCUUCUGUCAGAAGUGCAGUCGCUUCCAGUCGGAGAUCAAGCGACUGAAGAUCUCGUCCCCGGUGCGGGUUUGUCAGAACUGUUACUACAACCUUCAGCACGAGCGCAGCAUCGACGACGGCUGCAGGAACUGAGCGCUCCGCCUCCACGCCGGCGCCGACGAGGAGCAUUUAAUUCCAUUCCCGCGGCGCCGCACACACGUGCGAGUCGGACCUCGCCGUCUCAUCCUCUCAAACGCCCAGAGGUGCUGCUCAAACGACGGAGACGAGACAGAAAUAGGAAGGAAAUAAAAAAAACAACCCGACUCAGUCACCACGCCGACCACCUGCACUCGUCACCUGGAGGGGAAACCCCGCCCAGCACGCCUCGACCAAUCACGCGCCAGUUUUUUGCUCACCAGGACGAUUAAACAUCAGAAAAAAACAAACUUGUAAAUAGUGUAAAUAUCUGCCAUGGCCUUUUUAACUCAAACACAACAAAGAUUAAGGUCAUUGAGAAAAAGAAAACAACUUGCCUGUAACUUAACGUCGUGACUAACCACUCCCGGCUUUAAAGCGAUAAAAUAACCACGUAUUCUGUGUCACGAGUCACGGCGAGUCCAGAGGACGUGAGACGGCGGGACGGAGGGACAUGAAUGUCAACAGUUUAUGUCUGUGGGUCAAGUUAUGCAAAAUCACCUUUUUCUUUCUUUCUAUUAAUCGUUUCAGGAUCAAUUUGCUGUUUACAGACAUGUGAGAUGUUUAGUGUGUCGGCCCGAAACCCUUCAUCAGAUGCUCUCUGUCCUGUGUUUGCCAAAAGGUUUGAAAGGUUCAUAUAUGAGCCGUUGAUCUGCUCUGCCCUCUCCGUGAACUCCCAUCUGGAGACCUUUGUUGCUGCUCUCUGAAGACUGGACGUUAUCAUUUCAGUUUUAUAUCACUCCUUUAUUUUGCUGAAAAUAGUAGGAAUUAGGUUAAAAACGUGUGUUUUAGCUUCCGCGCUGCCGUCACGGCGGUUUCCUCAGCGCAUGCCAGAAAAAAGGGACGUCUUUGUUUAUGUCGUUUGUCGUCGCCGCUCGAACCCAUGGCGGCAAACGUCGUGCACUUUAUUUCUCGUAGCCCGCGGCGACCCCCGGGGAUGUAAAUAAUCACUCGGACCAUGAAAUCACCACAUCGGACACAUCUGUCUGUCUUCGUUUAUAAAGGCGUUUUAAAUCCACUUCAUUGUUUCAUAUUUAUCAAGUUAACGUUUUUAAAUUGACGCCGUUUUCUCGCCAGUGAUAUUUCGCUCCAACAUAAUCUGGUGAUUUCCUCCUUCGGGAGGGACUUUUAUCCUUCCGGCGCCUCGUUUCUUUGCUUCUCUGAUGUUUUACUAAAAGCUGUCUGAAUGUAAAAUGAAUUAAAAUUAAACGUCUCCCCCGCGUCAUCCUGACGCCGGGAAACCAGCUGAGUUUUAAACCAUUAACUUCUGCGAGCGAUAACAGGCUUUGGCCCUCGAGGGAGGAGUUGUUAAACUAAUGAAUGUGGCAUCUUUUUAAACGUCCCGUCGUUCACGUUACACAAAUGUGUUGAUUGUGGUGUAGAAAUAUGACGACAUAGAAGCGAAAGAGUCGGCCACGGGUUCAGCCGGAGCCUCAUUAGAUGGAAACGCACCCAUCUGUCUUUAAAGCCGCUCGUGUCGUGAAGCUUUGGACCCGCUGCGAUGACGGGAACCACCGAUUUUGUCCCACUGGAGGUGCACGUGAAGGCGCUCGCCCCCGUGUGGUCAGAAGUGGUAUUACUACAUAGAGUGGCUUUGAGACUGCACGUUUUCUUUAAUUUUUCUCCCUCGCUCUCUCGUGUCGCCUUGUGUUUCUAUUUUUUGGGCAACAACCGUACACUCAAGUGCUGCUUUCUGCCUUCCCAUUCCUAUUGGUUCCCACAACAGAAGAAGGAGAAGACCCUCCCCAGAGGACUCUAAUGUCCCCCCCAUCCAUCAUUGAUGAUGACUCCUGCAAGUGUCCCUCUUAUAUCAUUCGGCAUUUCUGUACUGUAAUCGAGCGUGCAAUCAUGCCGUCUAGCUGAACGGGCCGAACCCGGCUUCUAUCAAUCAAGAGUUUUCUUUGCAUCUUGUACGAAAGAAAAAAAGAAAAAAAAAGUCCAGAAGAAUCAAGAGUUUUUAUUGAACGCGGGUUUACGUUGUCACUUCAGCAGAGAGCUGCAUUUCACUGCAGAUAAAUGAACUGUACAAAGUAUUUAUGCAACUAUAACUGGUUUUAGUUUUUUUUUUGUUUUUUGUUUUUUUUUUAAAGAUUAUUGCGAUUCCAGCAAGUUUCGUUACUUGUUGCAUGUUUAUUAACACAGCUGACUUUCUGUGUCAGUGCACAUGUACAUGUCCGCAGCGCUAGACUUUUGUUUGGUUCCCCGAGGAGGCCCCGCUCGACGAGUCGAUCCCCGCGACCGACUGGUCUGUGUACAGAGCCGCAAAGAUCACGACCCGAGCUCCGGGUGGACUUUUGUACUCUUUAUGGAAAAUAUUAAGGACGGAGAAAGGAGGAAAAAAAACGAAGAAGAAGAGAUGAAAUCCUGGCUUAUUUUGGUGGUCUUGUAUUAGACUGCGUUACUACAGUAUCUGGUGUGCAAUCUGUGAUAGCUGAAUGUUCCUUGUAUAUUUGUGUUCACUACAUCCUGCAAGAGAAAAAAAAAACCUGUAGGGUACCCCCCCCCCAUUACAAAAAAAAAAGUUACAAUAAUGCAAUAGAUCUGGUACUUAUUAUUUUUAAUUUCAUUUCAAUAAAUAAUUGCUGUU
Messenger RNA from Cololabis saira (Pacific saury), 13487 nucleotides. RefSeq names its product WD repeat and FYVE domain containing 3 (gene wdfy3). The coding region runs from base 200 to 10858 and encodes 3552 amino acids. The transcript is spliced from 67 exons. NCBI's taxonomy places the organism in Eukaryota, Metazoa, Chordata, Actinopteri, Beloniformes, Belonidae. The record is from RefSeq and is a predicted model, not a curated record. Gene Ontology annotation, molecular function: metal ion binding; protein binding.